Penicillium robsamsonii is the source of this 330-nucleotide messenger RNA. RefSeq lists its product as uncharacterized. The coding region runs from base 1 to 330 and encodes 109 amino acids. NCBI's taxonomy places the organism in Eukaryota, Fungi, Ascomycota, Eurotiomycetes, Eurotiales, Aspergillaceae. The record is from RefSeq and is a predicted model, not a curated record. The transcript has 2 exons.
AUGACUGACGCUACUUUCCACACCACCAUUCAGGACCUUCGCAGGGCCGAGUCCAAGCUUUCCUUGUUGCAUGGUGGCAACCCCCCAGCGGACUCAAAUGUCUCUAGAAUGAAGUCUAUCAUCGACCAAAACACCAACAAGCCUGCACAUAUUGACAAGAUCAAGGCCAACCUGCCUCUACCUGAUCAACCUCCAGUCGCCAGCGACUGGAAUUCCCUCGACCAGCGUAUUACUGGCAUAGGAUCUGGACGUAUCGAGUUCCCUCCUGACAACAGUGGCCUGCGUGGAGCCCCGGCCGCCGGCAGUAGUGCUGAAGAACUUGGACUCUAG